Molecule: messenger RNA, 435 nt
Organism: Rhizophagus irregularis DAOM 181602=DAOM 197198
Lineage: Eukaryota; Fungi; Glomeromycota; Glomeromycetes; Glomerales; Glomeraceae
Source: RefSeq, a predicted model, not a curated record
AUGGGCUGCAGUGUCAGCAAAAAGUCACAAGAUUUUGAAUUAAAAUUAAGUGAAUCAUAUUCUUCAUUCUCUUUACGGCCUGAUCCUUUUGAUGAAUUAAAUUUGGAAUUAACUAAGCAACGAAAAAUUACAAAAAUACCUUGGAUACCAUAUAGUAAUUUUAAUAAUAUAACAUCUAUCCCAAAUGAUGAUAUUAAUUAUAUAAAUUAUUUUGCUACAUGGAAAAAUGAACCUACUAGAAUCAAAGAUUUAAAAGUUAUAUUAAAAGAAUUAAUUAAUUCUUCUCAUUUGACUCGAGAUGACUUAAAAUUGAUUGCAGCUGAACUCGAAUGUAACGACAAGAAAAAUUUGACCGAAGUUCUAGGGAUUUCCCAGAAUCCAACUUCGCUCAACUAUAUUAUUGUCGUUGAUUUUCUAUUUUCUGGAAAUUUGUAA